AUGGCACCAGCGGGCUGGCACUCCAUCACGCCCACUGGGCUGGCGGCCAACAUCUAUGGCACUGCUUUGGCUUUUUCUAUACUGUCUACCAUCGUCUUGGCCCUGCGGAUGGUCGCGAGGCUCGAGAUGAACCAGUUCAGCCUGGAGGACUACCUCAUUGUGUUCUUGUGGCAGGUCUUCUUCCUCAGCGGCCUCGUCUUCAUCAAAGUCAGCAUCUGCCUGACCCUGCUCCGCAUCGCCUGCCAACCUAUAGCGGCCACAUGGGGCGAGGUAAAGGGGACUUGCUUGCCGAGCACGAUCACCGUCAGCAUCACCUUCAUCAUCUCGGCAUUCAACCUUAUUACUGAUGUCACCACGGCGCUGUUGCCUUUCCUUAUGCUUAAGGAUGUGCAGAUGACCAAGAAAAACAAGGUGGCCAUUAUCGGUAUCCUGUCGCUUCGCGUCCUGGCUUCUAUCGCCACUAUUGCACGUCUCCCUUUCGCGCAUGCGUAUUUCUCUCCCACGAACUAUUUGGAGGGCAUCGGCGACAUCAUCCUCAUCGCCGGCUCCCUCCCGAUGCUGCGCACCCUGUUCAAGUCCAUCAAGGGCUCGAUGCAGCAGAAGUCGACCCACAACACGAACUCCACCGAGCUGCUGCUCGGCGAGCGCAUCGUCAUCACCGUCGACCACCACUUCGGCCACGAGCCCCGCGCCACCCCCGAGAGCGAGCUCCGGAAGGCCGUCGUGUUUGCCGACAUGAACACGGAGACGGCCAAGGCGUGGUCGGAGGAGAGCAAGAAGUACGCCAGCAACCAGGAGUACCAAACCACAAUCUUUGAGAUGAACGUCCGAGACGACAAGUCGGUCCAGGCCAUGGUCGAUUUCGUGGUCAAGGAGUUCGGACGUCUCGACUACGCCGUCGACAACGGCGUGCAUGCACCCAUUGCAGAGACCGACAUGGACGAUUUCGACAGCAUAAUGAACAUCAACGCCCGCGGAAACCUCUGCGUAAAGGCGCAGGUCGCCGCCAUGCUCAAGCAGGAACCCAAGACCUGUCGAGUUGCAGUGACACCAAGUUGGUUCUACAAGAAAUUUGUAGAAGAGGAGCAAUGGGUCGACGAGCAGACUUGUCAAGAGAUAUUCGCUGUGUGCCAGGCACUUCCCGGGCCCGCGAGCACGAAGAUGAUAUACUGCAUCAACUCCAUGCAUGGGCGGUUGGACGAUGGGGGUUUUGUCUUUCGCCUUGUGGAGUCUCCCUGGAGCUCUUGGGAUGUAUGGACUUUCGCCCGGGAUAUCUCAACGGUGCAGCUGGCGGAAAAGGCCAUUACCAACAAGGUGACGCGAAUCGUCGUCUGCCUUGGCGGUGCUGCCGGCAUCCUGUACUCUUCUCUGUGGUACUUCCCCCUGCUCAUGGUCGCUGCCGGGCUGGCAACGGAGCUGAGGUCCCGGAGGUGGCUGGUGUCGCUGCUGAGGGGGGUCAACGCGGCGGCUGUUGGCCUGGUGUACACGGUUUUGUACAGGCUUUGGCAGAUCGGCCUCUUGGAUGAGGCGAGGGGGAAUGGUAGCCCGCUUGGCGGUGACCCGUGGUGGGUUGCUAUCACUGGGGCAAGCUUUGUUGGCGGGCGGUGGUUUGGGCUGAGUGCGCCGUUGGCGAUAUUACUUGGGGGUGUCUUAGGCAUGGUUUGGCAUGCCAUUGUUAAAGCUUAA
Molecule: messenger RNA, 1686 nt
Organism: Diaporthe citri
Lineage: Eukaryota; Fungi; Ascomycota; Sordariomycetes; Diaporthales; Diaporthaceae
Exons: 11
Coding region: 1-1686 (561 amino acids)
Biological process (GO): chromate transport
Molecular function (GO): chromate transmembrane transporter activity
Source: RefSeq, a predicted model, not a curated record